Molecule: messenger RNA, 2949 nt
Organism: Spathaspora passalidarum NRRL Y-27907
Lineage: Eukaryota; Fungi; Ascomycota; Pichiomycetes; Serinales; Debaryomycetaceae
Gene: AGE1
Product: Age1p
Exons: 1
Coding region: 1-2949 (982 amino acids)
Biological process (GO): intra-Golgi vesicle-mediated transport
Cellular component (GO): endosome; trans-Golgi network
Molecular function (GO): GTPase activator activity
Source: RefSeq, a predicted model, not a curated record
AUGGGGACGCCAUUUAGAAUUCCGUUUGCAUAUCAGCACGCUGAGAAUGCUAAUGUGAACUUGACAAAAUUGGUUUUGACAAAUGAGCUUGAUUCAGUCAGGAUAGUUGUGGGUUUAGAUGAAACUAAAGGUAUAGAAUCAAUUAAAAAAGUACACACCAAUACUUUAGAACCUAUCAAUGAACUCACCAGCUAUAUUGAAAACCCUGAUAGUGAAGAGAAAAAUGAAUUUCCUUUAUUAGUGAGGAUAGACCCAACAUUUAACAGAUUAAAAUUGAAUGUAACCAUAAGACCAACAACCGAUUUUAGCAACAGGUCCUUGAUAAUUGUUAAAUCCACUGGCAAUUCAGAUAUAGAAAAGUUGAAACCUCAAUUAUAUGAUGACUCAUCAUUCGAAAAUGCAGUUGAAAUUUCCAAACUAGAGUAUAAAAAGCUACCAAUUGAAUUUAAUGACCACAGCUUUCAAAGACUAAUUAUUAAUGAUGUGUUUGAUAAAUCAAUUGUUAAUGAUUCAAAAUUAACCAUAUCCCUUUGGGAGCACGAUCCAGAAUCUAAUGAUUACAAUUACCUUUUAAACUUCAGUGUGUGGAUAGAUACCUACACCAAAGAACAGACAGUAGAAAACAGAAGCAUAUCAAGUAAUGGCACAACACUGGAAGAGAAACUUCAAGAAUCAAGGCUCUUUAACCUAGGUGACUUCAGAAGGGAGUUUAAUUUAAAUAUUGAGGACGGACCAGAGUUUAGAAAGGCACUAAGUGACUAUGAAAGUCGAAUUCCCAAAGCAAAAAAGGUUUAUGCUAGUCUUAUUGAAGAUUUUAAAGCAUUGGAGCAAUCUCUAAGACGGCUAAGUUUGACAAAAUUAAGGAUCAUGGAAGGUAUAAAUUCAUUGCUUGAUUUACAUUCAAAAUCAUUGCUUCAAGAAUUCGGCUUUAAACGGGAUUUUGACAAGACAUUCAAGUCAAUGUUUGAGCCUUUUGAAAAGAAUUUGAAAUUCUUCCUUACUGAAGUAUGUAGCCAUUCAUUGCUUUUGAAAAUUGCCCAUAAUUUGUCGUCUGAUUUAUUAGAUCUAGGUUUGUCUGGGGUCGGUGGAGCAUCUUCAAAUUCCCAGAGUUCAACUUCAGUCGAAUUAUUGCAAAGAAGGAAACAAUUCGAAAAUGAUUCUAAAGAAUACUACAGUUGGCUUAAUAAGUAUUUGUCAAAUGAAAAGGAAAGACCAGAACUGAAAUUGUUAGCAAAAAGGAAAGCUUUUGAAAUUUCAAAAUUCGACUAUUUGAAUCAUCUUAAUAAAAUAACCAAUAAUCAAUAUAUAAAUGGACUAUGGGAAGACCUUUUCAAGUUUAUGAAUGUGAAAUAUGAUGAGCAUAAUUGCAAAUUUCUUGAUUUUAACUCGUACAGGGACAAGAAGUUGAGCCAGCAAUUGAUUGGAGAGAAUUACCAACUUUAUAUUCAUGCUCUAUUAAGGUUUAAUAGUGAAAAAUACCAAUUUAGACAAAAAAUAGAAGCUUGCCAGACAAAUGAAGAGUUGACAAAUCUUAUAAGGUUUAACAGACUAAGCCAUCAUUCGAUGAACAAGUCAACCUCAAUGGCUGCCACCAGUAGUGCUAUCACAGGAACCAAUGACUUUAUUAUAACUCCAGAAAAUAUUGAUUUGAUUUUCUCAGAUAGUCAGCCACCAAUUGAGCUGAUAGCUAGUGAAUCAGAAAUGUCAGGAAUUUUAUUUGCUCUUGGUGGACAAGGUAAACAAGGCUGGCAUAAAGAAUGGGUGGUAUUAAACAAGGGUCAACUUAAAGAAUAUGCAGAUUGGAGAAAAGGUAAAACUCCAAUAAACAAGCCAAUUGAAGUUGUAUUAUCAAGUGUUAAACCGGUCACUUACGAUAAAAGACAGUUUUGUUUUGAGAUUAUUACUUCCCGAGGAGCGAAACAUGUAUUCCAAGCUAUUAAUGAUAACGAGAGAGAUAAAUGGGUAAAAGCCUUAUAUAAUGCCGGACAAGUUGUCAAUACCCAAAGAUUGAAAAAAAGAUUUGGAAACAAUAGUAAUGGGCAUGCUGGAAAGUCCUCACUGGACAAGAAAAAAUUGGGAAAGCUUAUCACUAACUUUGUUGAAAAACCAGAAAAUAUUGGAAGGUACAUUGCUGAUCUCGUUGAGAAACCAAUAAUACCAGGACAAUCAAAAGAUAGAUCUGUAUCUCCAGUUUCAAUAAUAUCGAAAGCACCUACAGUUUUAGAAAAGGAUUACUUAACCUUAGUGAAAUCUAUUCCUGAAAGCGAUAAUAAUAUAUGUCUUGAUUGUGGAUCAACUGAACUGGUAGAAUGGGUUUCUAUUAAUACUUUAUCAUGUUUCUGUGUUCAAUGUGCUUCUUGUCACCGGAAUAUCGGAUCUCAUAUCACCAGGAUUAGAUCAUUGAAAUUGGAUAAAUUUGACAAUGAGGCUGAAUUAUUAUUGAAAUAUAUAAAUAAUAGACACGUGAAUUCAUUCUUGGAGGAAAAUAUGAAUCCUAGUGAAAAGAUAAACAGCAAUGUAACAAAUGAGGCUCGUUUGGAUUUUAUCCGGAAAAAGUAUCAGGUGAAGAAAUACAAGUCUGUCAUACCAGAUAUAAACAAUCAGUUAAUUAAAGCUAUUCAAAAAAUCAAUAUCCCCGAUGUUUUGAAAUAUAUACUAUGCGGAGGAGAUAUCAAUAUCAACAUUCAAAUAAAUAUUCCCAACAGAACCGACUAUCUUGUUAUUUCACUUUUUGAAUAUUCUUUACGGAAGUUUAUUGAAAUUGAGGAUGAUUUGAUGCUAACAUCUGAACCUAAGAAGCUAUUUAUAAUUUCUGAGCUAUUAAUAUUGAAUGGAUGUAAGAUUGAUUCAAUUAGUGGAGUGAAUUCUGAUUUGGGAUUAACGGAAGAUGCUACGAAAUACUGGAAAUUACGUUCAGUGAAGUUGGGUGGAGGAUUUCUAACCCCUUAA